This is a messenger RNA of Medicago truncatula (barrel medic), 3538 nucleotides long. Its product is annotated as guanylate-binding protein 1. Gene Ontology annotation, molecular function: GTP binding; GTPase activity. Bases 1 to 3183 code for a protein of 1060 amino acids. Lineage: Eukaryota; Viridiplantae; Streptophyta; Magnoliopsida; Fabales; Fabaceae. The record is from RefSeq and is a predicted model, not a curated record. The transcript has 14 exons.
AUGUUCAAUUUGUUUAACCGAAACAAGGAAAACCCCGCCGAUGCGUCACCACAAUCUCCGGCGCCGGCGAGGCCAUCAUCUUCAUCUUCUCAGUUCACCGGACCACCGAGAGCUAUUCGCCUUGUCUACUGCGAUGAAAAGGGAAAGUUCCGUAUGGAUCCGGAAGCCGUCGCUAUUCUUCAACUCGUCAAGGAACCUAUCGGUGUCGUCUCCGUUUGCGGUCGUGCUCGCCAGGGAAAAAGCUAUAUCCUGAACCAGCUCUUAGGAAGCAGUGGUGGAUUUAAAGUAGCAUCUACACAUCGACCUUGUACUAAAGGGCUUUGGAUGUGGAGUGCACCUUUGAAGAGGACCGCACUUGAUGGAACGGAGUACAAUCUUCUGUUAUUAGACAGUGAAGGAAUAGAUGCUUAUGAUCAAACGGGAACAUACAGCACCCAAAUAUUCUCACUGGCUGUUCUUUUAUCUAGCAUGUUCAUUUACAACCAGAUGGGUGGUAUAGAUGAGGCUGCUCUUGACCGUCUUUCUCUAGUCACUCAAAUGGCAAAGCAUAUUCGUGUUAGAGCUUCUGGAGAAAAGACUUCUGCGUCUGAAAUAGGACAGUUUUCCCCAAUUUUUGUUUGGCUCUUACGGGACUUCUAUUUGGACUUAACUGAAGAUAACAGAAAAAUAACUCCACGAGACUAUCUGGAACUUGCUUUGCGGUCUGUUCAAGGGAACAGAAACGAUGUAGCUGCUAAAAAUGAGAUUCGAGAAUCCAUUCGUGCUCUAUUCCCCGAUAGGGAAUGCUUCACCCUUGUACGACCUUUAAACAAUGAAAAUGAUCUACAGCGGCUGGACCAGAUAUCAUCGGACAAACUAAGGCCUGAAUUUCGAAGAGAUAUUCAAGCUUUGAUAAAGUUCGUUUUUGAAAGAACAAGGCCAAAGCAAGUUGGAGCAACUAUGAUGACAGGUCCUGUAUUGAUUGGUAUCACCGAAUCUUAUCUUGAUGCACUCAACCAUGGUGCCGUGCCUACUAUUUCUUCCUCCUGGCAGAGUGUUGAAGAAGCAGAGUGCCGUAGAGCUUAUGAUUUCGCUACUGAAGUUUAUAUGGCUUCUUUUGACCGUUCCAAGCCACCUGAGGAAGUCGCUUUGAUGGAAGCUCACGAACAAGCAGUUCAAAAGUCAAUGUCUGCUUUUAAUGCUAGUGCUGUAGGAGUUGGUGCAGCUAGGAAGAAAUAUGAAGGUCAGCUUCAGAAAUUCCUCAAAAAGGCUUUCGAGGAUUACAAAAGGAAUGCAUUCAUGGAGGCAGAUAUACAGUGUUCAAAUGCCAUACAUUCUAUGGAAAAGAGGCUGAGGGCUGCUUGUAAUGCUUCUGAUGCUAGGGUUGAUAAUGUUGCAAAGGUUCUUGAUGCUCUUUUAUCUGAAUAUGAAAAGUCCAUUCAAGGUCCUGGAAAAUGGAAAAAACUUGCUGUCUUCUUGCAGCAAAGUUUUGAAGGCCCUGUGCUUGACCUUUUCAAGAGGGUAAUAGAUAAAGUUGAAUCAGAAAAAAGUUCUCUUGCUUUACAACGUCGGUUGAAUGAAGAUAAAAUGACCUUACUGACCAAGCGGCUGGAAGCCAGUGAAGGUGAAAAGUCUGAGUACAUCAAGCGCUAUGAGGAUGCCAUCAACGAUAAGAAGAAAUUAACUGAUGAAUACAUGAACCGUAUUACUGAAUUGCAAGCUAAUCGUCGCUCACUGGACGAGAGAUAUUCUAGCUUAUUGAAAACAUUGGAUUCUUCUAAGCAGGAAUCCAUGGAUUGGAAAAGAAAAUAUGAACAUGUUUUAUCAAGGCAGAAAGCUGAGGAAGGUCAAACUAGUUCUGAAAUAGCAGCCCUCAAGUCCCGCAGUAGUGCAGCUGAAGCAAGGUUGGCAGCAGCAAGGGAACAAGCUCAGUCUGCUCAAGAGGAGGCUGAUGAGUGGAAACGAAAGUAUGAUGUUGCUGUCAGAGAAGCAAAAUCUGCUCUAGAGAAGGCAGCAAUUGUUCAGGAGCGCACAAACAAGCAGACACAGUUGAGGGAAGAUGUCUUGAGAGAAGAGUUCUCUGGAACUUUGGCUGAAAAAGAUGAAGAAAUAAAAGAAAAAACUGCCAAAAUUGAGCAUGCUGAGAUGUGUUUAACAACUCUGAAAUUAGAGUUGAAGGCUGCUGAGUCCAAGAUAAGGAGUUAUGAUACAGAAAUAUCGUCACUGAGGAAUGAAAUUAAAGAUUUGACUGACAGAAUGAAAUCUGAAAAUGCCAAGGCCCAGUCAUAUGAGAGGGAAGCAAUAGUAUAUCAGCAGGAAAAGAACCAUCUUGAGCAGAAGUACCAAUCUGAGUUCAAAAGAUUUGAAGAGGUUCAAGAAAGGUGUAAAACUGCUGAAAAAGAAGCUGCAAGGGCUACUGAAGUGGCUGAUAGAGCACGGGCUGAAGCAGGCAUGGCUCAGAAGGAGAAGAGUGAGAUGCAGAGACUGGCAAUGGAAAGACUGGCACAGAUUGAGAGGGCUGAGAGGAGAAUUGAAACUCUAGGAAGGGAGAAAGAUAAUCUGGAAGGUGAAUUGCAGAGAGCAACGGAUUCAGAGAAGGAUGCACGUUUGACAGUUGCAAAGCUCGAGGAGAAGGUGCAGCAAAGAGAGAAGGAUUUAGAAGCACUUCUGGAUAAAGAUAAAACUCACAGGAGAAAUAAUGCUCAGAUUCUUGAACAACUUUUGGAAACAGAGCGUGAGGCACAUACACAGGCAAAUAACCGGGCUGAGACUCUCUCUCUGCAGCUACAGUCUGCACAGGCCAAAAUUGACUCUCUACAUCAAGAGCUGACUAAGUUUCGAAUGAAUGAAACAUUGGACAGUAAGCUAAAGACAACUUCCGAUGGUAAGCGAUUGAGGGCAGAGAAUGACACUGAUUCUGUACAAGACAUGGAUGCAAGCCCUAGAAUUUUAAGGGGAGCUAAAAGAGCCAGGAGUACAACCAGUCCUAAGUACACACAGCCAGAAGAUGGUGGUUCAAUCUAUGAGGGUGCGGAGGACAAUCUUAGUCAGCAAGCAAAUGAAGAGGAUCAUACAAAGUUCACCAUCCCGAAGCUUAAGCGAGAACUGACAAAACAUAACUUUGGUGAUCAGUUGCUUCAGUUGAAGAAUCCCAUGAAGAAAGAUCUUGUUGCUCUGUAUGAGAAAUGUAUUCUUCAGAGGUGAUAACGGGUUUUGAAAAGGAUUUGUAUUGCCUGUUGCUUCUUUAUCACUCCGUCUAGGUCUGUCUAGAUCUCAUUGAUGCCAUGGUUACUGACAUACGGGCUAGAAAUAUGGCAUGAAUUUAACUUCCCUUUUGUCUGUGUGGUUUUGCAUAUUGGUUGUGAUUACUUGUGUUUGCUAGCAAUGAUUAUCAUAUUGUAGGCCAUAGAAAGUUUUGAUGGCAUGAUUUUAUUGGUUGAUUGAUUGAGUUGUAUGUAUAGCAGUAUUUAGCGUGUUAAUGAAAACUCUAUUAACAUUGUUUCCAUGUUAGAUGAGAUACAUUAUUAUUAAUUAAGACUGGUCUUUUACCAUCUAUUUA